CGCGGUCUUUCAGCUGACGACAAGCGCUCAAAGCUACUGGAGAUAUUUCAUGAGACGAAGGACUUCUACCAGCUGAAAGAACUGGAGAAGGUGCGCAUAUGCACAGUGUCACAAUCUGUCAAGGAGGUCCUGCAGGAUCUCGUUGACGACGACCGCGUACAGACAGACAAGAUCGGCUCUGGGAACUUCUACUGGUCAUUCCCCUCCCAAACUGGUGCCACGGUCCGUGAGGGAAAUGACCACGUAUAUAUGCGCUAG
Molecule: messenger RNA, 258 nt
Organism: Dacryopinax primogenitus
Lineage: Eukaryota; Fungi; Basidiomycota; Dacrymycetes; Dacrymycetales; Dacrymycetaceae
Product: Mnd1-domain-containing protein
Exons: 5
Source: RefSeq, a predicted model, not a curated record